AUGAAGGAAAACGUCAUUUCCCUCACUUGCGUGCUGGCCUCUGGCGCUAUAAUCAAAACACAUAAUCGACCCCGGAAAUCUUCCGCUGGAUACGAUCUCACGCAUCUCGUCAUCGGAUCGGAGGGUACGCUUGCGCUCGUAACGGAGGUCGUGUUGCGUCUCGCGCCUCUACCAAGGAACCUUCACGUCGGACUAGCAACUUUCAACACGUUCCAAGAAGGUGUCCAGGUUGUUGUCUCGCUCCAGAAACUAGGCCAUCGGCUUGAAGCGUUGGAGCUGGCAGAUGGACCGCAGAUGCAGUGUGUUAACGUCUCUGGGCUAGCACCAAAACGAACGUUCAAAGAGGUGCCAACACUAUUUUUCAAGAUCGCAGGUCCGUCAGUUCAUAUUGUGCAAGAGCAGGUUUCUACCAUGCAAGAGCUAUGCAAAACGAAUGGUGCGUCUAGCGUCGAGAUUACGUAUCAACAAGACGAGAUGGAUGUCAUCUGGGGAGCACGGAAAUGCAUGGGCACGGCCCUUCUUGCCAUGAAGCAAGAUCCCACAGACCUCUUCUUGCAUAGUGAUUGCGCAGUUCCCAUCUCGAACCUCUCUCGCCUCGUCGCUGGAACCCAGCAUCUCAUCACCCAGGCCUCAUCUGCUCAUCAAGCAUCUUGGUUCUGUGCUAAUGUAGGCCAUAUUGGAGAUGGCAACGUCCAUUCUAGCAUCGUUUGCCCACAACAACAUUACGAUGCUGCAAUGAAUGCGCUCCUGGAUGUUGCUAGACUAGCAUUGAAGUUAGAGGGGACAGUUACAGGGGAGCAUGGCGUUGGACUGAAGCUGAGAGACGCGCUGGUUGAGGAGGUGGGAAGUGAAGGUGUAGAAAUGAUGAGGGGCAUCAAGAGGGCGUUGGAUCCGAAGGGUAUCCUGAAUCCGGACAAGGUUUUUAGACUGGAUGAAGGGAGCACGUCGAAGCUUUGA
Messenger RNA from Alternaria atra, 957 nucleotides. RefSeq lists its product as uncharacterized. The coding region runs from base 1 to 957 and encodes 318 amino acids. The record is from RefSeq and is a predicted model, not a curated record. The transcript has a single exon. Gene Ontology annotation, molecular function: D-lactate dehydrogenase (cytochrome) activity; FAD binding; D-lactate dehydrogenase (NAD+) activity. Gene Ontology annotation, biological process: lactate catabolic process. Gene Ontology annotation, cellular component: mitochondrion. NCBI's taxonomy places the organism in Eukaryota, Fungi, Ascomycota, Dothideomycetes, Pleosporales, Pleosporaceae.